Molecule: messenger RNA, 1790 nt
Organism: Pantherophis guttatus
Lineage: Eukaryota; Metazoa; Chordata; Lepidosauria; Squamata; Colubridae
Gene: PSMG4
Product: proteasome assembly chaperone 4
Biological process (GO): proteasome assembly
Source: RefSeq, a predicted model, not a curated record
UCGCUUGCUUUGGCCUACCGUUGCCAGCGGCGGCUGCUUAGUGGCGGCGAUGGAGGAAGCGCAGGAGCCGGGAAGAGGAGACACCGCCGAGCGGGUCUCGGCUCCCGCCCCGCCGGCCGAGGAAGGGGGAAUCUCGCUGCACAAUUUCUGCGGGCGUUUAGCGGAGCAGCUGGUGCAUUUCCACGCCAUGCGCCUGCAGGACUCGCUCUUCCUUUGGGUCGGGGACGCCCCGGAGCUCAGCAACUUGGCCGUGGCCAUGUGCACCCCCCGCGACUCCAUUCCAGCAACUACCUUACUUUUUGGCAAUGCUUCUGACAAUACCUCAAAUUCUUUAGCUCAAAGACUAGCCAGCAAGACGAAAAAACAGAUUUUUGUCAGCUAUAACAUUCAAAAUACUGACAGUGGCUUUAUACUACUUGUGGAAAAUCGUAUCAAGGAGGAAAUGGCAACUUUCCCAGACAAAUUUUAGUUUGGGAUAGUCACAUUUUUUUGUUCAUAUUUGUUUUUUUCAAAGAAGAUUUUUUUAAAAAAAAUGUCACUGAGAUAUUUGGGAUGGCAAAAUGCAUUCAGUUUAAUCGAGCUUCUUUUUGAACUAAUGAAUAAAUCUACAUAUAUAAUGAAAAGGAAAGAAGUAUUCAGCUCUUCAGAUAUUCUGGUUGGGAGAACAUAGAACUGGAAUAAACGCUGCAAUAUUUGACAGAUGUUGCCACCUACUGUUUCUGCUUGAUAUGACAUAGAUCUGUUUUGAAUUUUCCAUUCUUAUGCAAUCUAGUUCUGUGGCAUCCAAUCAAUGAUAAAGCAAAACUGUUCAGUGGAAUGUAUCAGAUUUGAAAUGGAUUCAUUGCAGAAUAUAUGCUCAUAGUGAACAAAAUACUGUAUUUUUCAGACUACAAGACACACUUUCCCCCCCAAAAAAGUGGGUGGAAAUGUCUGUGCGUCUUAUAGAGCGAAUGUUGCCAAAACCCCGCCCACCCACCAGCCCCCAGCCUUCGGCCUCUGCCUCCCAGCAAUUUGCCUCCUUGCAGCAAACAGCUGGUCAGCUUUAGCAUAGCCUGAUUUAGCACAAGCAGCUGAUUGGCGGUUGGAUCUGCCUCCCGGAAUACCACCAAUCAGCUGUUCCAGGCUGCAGGGAUCCCUCCCUAUGGCGCCGUCCAUCGCUGCUGCCACCUAUCACUGCUGCCACCUAUCACUGCUGCCACCUAUCACUACCUCCUGCGCCCCAUUUUUGGGCCUCCGCGCACCCCAUUUUUGGACUCCGCACGUCCUGUUUUCGGCUCGUUCUAGGCGGCAGGGAUAGGCUGCCUGGAAUGGGCCAAAAAUGGGACAUGUGGAGGCUGAAAAUGGGACGUGCGGAGGCGGUGAUAGGUGGCAGCGGCACCAAUGGCACCGAUGGGCAGUGGCGAUCCCUGCAGCCUGGAACAGCUGAUACAGUAUACGGUAAAACUUACUCAAUAAGUGUGGUCUUACCAGCUUCCCUAGCAAUUUUUGAUGGAAUGAUGUGCAAUGGGAUUGACUACUUUCCCAUUGUAUGAGCACAAGUGGUGAGCAGGCUUACAUUUUUUUUCAAGAAAUGGGGAAGCAUGUAGAAGAACAUCUGUGAGAUGAAGCAGAAAAGGAGUCACAGGCUCUUUCUCAGAAAAAUGAAUUUCAAUGUAUAAAGUAAAAUAGCUAGAUGUAGAUUGUAUUACAAAGAAAACCACUUGUACUGUCAAAUUUAAAAAAUUAACCAAUAUGUAAUAUUUACUGUAUGUGCUUUGUGAUUCAUCCAUUAAAUCAAUAACAAGACAAGC